AUGAUCUCAACCGACAUCGGCCGUGGUCAAGACGCAGUGCGCUCCAGCUCCCAUCCAGGAGCAGUUCAUCAGUUCCCCACACACCCACCUCCACCAGCAUCCAUCCAACGCCCCUGCGAUGCAUCAACGGCUGGCUCUGAAGAGUCAGCAUUGGGCCAUCGCGCCCCCAAGCCCGCACCCGUCUGCUCCUCCAUCUCGUCAAGACCGAUCUUGUGCAACUCCCGGGACGAAGCAAGACGCCCGAGUACGCGAUCGUCCGCGCAUUCGAACACAGCUUCGUCGGCCCACACGGCCACCUCAACGCCUUGGCGGCCAUCCUCUCCAAAAAAAACCGCUGCCGUUGACGGCAUCAGGGGGUCAGGAAAGGCACCCUGGCGCAGCCUCAUCAUGUCGCCGCCUGGUCAAUUCGGUGGCGCCAACCUGUAUGCACCCGCGGGGUGGCGCUACCGAGCACACGGGUCGCGCCCCAUUCGUCACGGGGUGUAUGCUGUAAUGGCACGCCUCAGGUGGCCGAACCUCGAGUUUUCCGAUUGCUCGCAGUAUGAAAAUGGCAUCAACUCAAAAUUCGUCAACUCUGGCAAACCGGAAACGGUGGCCGCAGCGGAAGUGCGAACUAUCCCGGACGGUGUGGGUGUGGUUGGAGUCAGGAAAUUCGACACCGCCAAGAAAGUUGCGACUCAGGUUUGGUACUUGUGCCCAAAACCGGAUUUCCCUGGAAUACACUGUGACGGAUGUGUUACUCUAUAG
Puccinia triticina is the source of this 747-nucleotide messenger RNA. RefSeq lists its product as uncharacterized. The transcript has 4 exons. Lineage: Eukaryota; Fungi; Basidiomycota; Pucciniomycetes; Pucciniales; Pucciniaceae. The record is from RefSeq and is a predicted model, not a curated record. Bases 1 to 747 code for a protein of 248 amino acids.